Messenger RNA from Debaryomyces fabryi, 1071 nucleotides. Its product is annotated as NAD(P)-dependent alcohol dehydrogenase. The record is from RefSeq and is a predicted model, not a curated record. The transcript has a single exon. Gene Ontology annotation, molecular function: alcohol dehydrogenase (NADP+) activity; zinc ion binding. The coding region runs from base 1 to 1071 and encodes 356 amino acids. Lineage: Eukaryota; Fungi; Ascomycota; Pichiomycetes; Serinales; Debaryomycetaceae. Gene Ontology annotation, biological process: alcohol metabolic process.
AUGACACAAGGAUAUCAAUUUGAAGGUUUUGCUGUCACCGAUCCAAAAAACUUUACGGAUGUUACAAAAAUUAAAUUCACACCAAAAACUUUCGAAGAGUAUGAUAUUGAUAUUAAAAUCCAUGCUUGUGGGGUUUGUGGAUCAGAUAUUCAUACUGCUUCUGGAGCAUGGGGUGAAGCUAUGCUUCCAGUCAUUGUAGGACAUGAAAUUGUUGGUGAAGUUGUGAAGGUUGGUUCAAAAGUUACUACUGUCAAAAAUGGGGAUAGAGUUGGUGUUGGUGCUCAAGUUUGGGCAUGCUUAAAAUGUGACGUUUGUAAGUCUGGAGAAGAAACAUAUUGCCCACAUCUUAUUAAUACGUAUAAUGAUAAAUAUCCAGAUGGAUCCAUUAGUUACGGAGGAUACCUGUCUCAUGUUAGAGUUCACGAAUAUUUUACAUUUAAAAUCCCUGAAAAAUUAUCUACCGAAAAUGCUGCUCCAAUGCUUUGUGCUGGUAUAACCACUUAUGCUCCAUUGAAAAAGAAUACUCGUCCAGGUAUGAAAGUCGGUAUUGUCGGUAUUGGUGGAUUGGGACACUUUGCGAUCAUGUGGGCAAAGGCCUUAGGCUGUGAAGUUUAUUCCUUCUCAAGAACCGAUUCCAAGAAGAAAACCGCAUUGGAAUUAGGGGCUGAUCACUUCGUUGAUACUACUGCGAAGGACUGGAACAAAGACUUACAAUUCAAAUUAGAUUUGAUCUUAUCGUGUGCAAGCUCUUCCAAAGGCUUCUCUAUUGGCGAAUAUACUUCGAUGUUGAUCAUUGGUGGUAAGUUUAUCAGUGCUGGAUUACCAGAAGCUCCAUUUAGUGUUAAUCCUGUUGAUUUAUUGAAAAAUGCCUGCUACUUAGGUUCGUCACAUUUGGGUAACAGACAAGAAAUGAUUGAGAUGUUAAAUCUUGCAGCUGAAAAAAAUAUUACUUGUUGGAAUGAAACUAUUCCAAUCAGUAAAGCUGGUAUUAAAGAAGCCCUUGAGAGGAAUUGUCAAAACAAAGUCAGAUAUAGAAUCACAUUGACUGAUUAUGAUAAGGAAUUUCAAUAA